Messenger RNA from Polypterus senegalus (gray bichir), 1861 nucleotides. RefSeq names its product FUS RNA binding protein (gene fus). The transcript has 15 exons. Gene Ontology annotation, molecular function: RNA binding; transcription coregulator activity. Bases 1 to 1695 code for a protein of 564 amino acids. The record is from RefSeq and is a predicted model, not a curated record. Gene Ontology annotation, cellular component: nucleus. Lineage: Eukaryota; Metazoa; Chordata; Cladistia; Polypteriformes; Polypteridae. Gene Ontology annotation, biological process: regulation of DNA-templated transcription.
AUGGUGAGGGACGUCAAGGAGAUGCGAUUCUUCUUUCUGCUCAGGAAUUCACUCAGGGUGACGCCUCCUCUCUUAAGCCCCAUUCAGACGGGAUUAUUGUUUGGAGUGGUGCGGCUUUGGAAACCGCUCAAUUUUUUUUUUUUUCCCUCCACAGAUUAUUCCCAGACUGCGGCCCAAGGGUAUGGGGCUUAUGGAGCUCAACCCAGCCAGGGCUAUAGCCAGCCUGCCACACAACCUUACAGCCAGCAGAGUUACGGAAGUUAUGGACAGUCCACUGAUACCAAUGCUGCAGCCUACAGUCAAGGUGGAUAUGGGUCAUCUUAUGGUCAGACUCAGCCAGGAGGUUACGGUGCUCAACCUACAUCUCAAGGCUAUAGCCAAUCUAGCCAGGCAUAUGGUUCCACAGGUUAUGGUAGCAGCCAAGCUCCUCAGAGUGCUUAUGGACAACAGUCUUCUUACCCAGGAUAUGGACAGCAGCCACCCACUGCUACUUCAACUGCUAGCUAUGGUAGCAGUUCUCAAACCUCUACAUAUGGACAGCCUCCAAGCCAAGGUGGUUAUGGGCAGCAAGGAGGUUAUGGUGGCCAACAGCAGCCUCAGCAGGGAGCACCAUACAGCCAGCCUCCCAGUUACAACACACCACCUCCUCCCCAGAGCUAUAACCAACAAAGUCAGUACAGUCAAGGAGGAGCUGGAUAUGGCCAAGACCCACCCCAAAUGGGGGGCGGAGGAGGAGGUGGUGGUGGGUUCGGAGGUCAGGAUUCCAGUGGAUAUGGAGGUCAGGAUAACCGUGGACGUGGCAGAGGAGGUGGUGGUGGUGGAUUUGGUGGCAGAGGUUUUGAUCGUGGUGGCAGAGGUGGACCCCGUGGCAGAGGCGGCAUGGGAGGUGGUGACCGAGGUGGCUUCAAUAAAUUUGGUGGACCCAGAGAUCAGGGACCAGGGGGUCCUAAUACAAUGCCAGACCAGGACAAUUCUGACAACAACACAAUCUUUGUGCAAGGAUUGGGCGAUGACUACACUGUUGAGUCUGUAGCAGACUUCUUCAAACAAAUUGGAAUUAUCAAGAUAAACAAGAAGACUGGCCUGCCCAUGAUCAACCUUUACACAGACCGUGAAACGGGCAAGUUGAAAGGAGAAGCCACAGUGUCAUUUGAUGAUCCACCCUCUGCAAAGGCUGCCAUUGAUUGGUUUGAUGGAAAGGAGUUCAAUGGAAACCCUAUCAAAGUUUCAUUUGCAACACGACGGGCUGACUUUGGCCGAGGUGGUGGCAAUAUGCGAGGUGGUCGUGGAAGAGGUGGUAAGCAGAGGGAGUCCAAUGGGCGCGGUGGAUACGGUGGAGGCGGGCGUGGAGGUGGAUAUCCCAGCAGCAAUGGAGGUAGCCAGCAAAGGGCUGGUGAUUGGAAGUGUGCUAAUCCUGUGUGUGGUAACCUAAACUUCUCUUGGAGAAAUGAAUGUAACCAAUGCAAGGCUCCUAAACCAGAGGGUGCAGGAGGCCCCCCACCCAUGGGUGGAGGUGGUUAUGGUGGAGAUCGUGGUGGCCGUGGUGGUGGUUUUGACCGUGGUGGAUUCAGAGGCAGAAGUGGAGAUAGGGGAGGUUUCCGUGGUGGAAGAGGAGGAGACCGUGGAGGCUUUGGCCCAGGAAAGAUGGAUUCUAGGGGUGAACACAGGCAGGACCGCAGAGAGAGACCUUAUUAAAUAUUGUACAGAUGUGACGGGACCAUUUUGUGUUUGUGUUUAUUUUUUUUGUUUUUUUUUUUUUAAACUUGUUUUUAAGUUCUGUGUUUUAUGUAGGAAUAGGUUUGUACCAGCAAUUUUAUCCAAAUGUAUUUGAUUUUGUCCAUUAAAACACAUAGAAAACCCA